Molecule: messenger RNA, 1734 nt
Organism: Trichoderma virens Gv29-8
Lineage: Eukaryota; Fungi; Ascomycota; Sordariomycetes; Hypocreales; Hypocreaceae
Exons: 3
Coding region: 110-1357 (415 amino acids)
Biological process (GO): deoxyribonucleotide biosynthetic process
Molecular function (GO): oxidoreductase activity
Source: RefSeq, a predicted model, not a curated record
CCGCGUCUGCACAGUAUCCCAGAGCAAUUAAUUUCGCUUUUGAUUUCUUCUUUCCACUUUACGCGCUCUGCCCUGCUGUCUUGCCUUGCCUCGCCCACCAUCAUAACCAAUGGCCACCGAACUCACCCCCUCCAAGCAGGCUGCCUCUGCCAUUGACUCGUUCAAGAUCGAGUCCCCCGUCAAGAAGAUCAACUUCGACGCUGCCAACAAGGAGAACCAGCCUCUCGACGAGUCCGCUCUCGAGAGCCUUGCCAAGCAGAUGGACGACAACCACAAGCCCUCCGAGACCCUCAAGAAGGAGGAGGCCAAGCCCGCCGUGGCUCCCACAAUCAAGCCCGAUGAGGUUGACGAGCCCAUCCUGCAAGAGAACCCUCAGCGCUUCGUCUUGUUCCCCAUCAAGUACCAUGAGAUCUGGCAAAUGUACAAGAAGGCCGAGGCUUCCUUCUGGACCGCCGAAGAGAUUGACCUGUCCAAGGAUCUGCACGACUGGAACAACCGCCUGAACGAUGACGAGAAGUACUUCAUCUCUCACAUCCUGGCCUUCUUUGCCGCCUCUGAUGGCAUUGUCAACGAGAACCUGGUCGAGCGCUUCAGCGGCGAGGUCCAGAUCCCCGAGGCUCGAUGCUUCUACGGCUUCCAGAUCAUGAUGGAGAACAUCCACUCCGAGACCUACUCCCUGCUCAUCGACACCUACAUCAAGGAGAACAGCCAGCGCAACUACCUCUUCAACGCCAUUGAGACUAUCCCUUGCAUUCGCAAGAAGGCUGACUGGGCCAUCAAGUGGAUCCAGGACAAGAACUCUUCCUUUGCUCAGCGCCUGGUUGCCUUUGCCGCCGUUGAGGGUAUCUUCUUCAGCGGUGCCUUUGCCUCCAUCUUCUGGCUCAAGAAGCGAGGUCUCAUGCCCGGCCUGACCUUUUCCAACGAGCUCAUCUCUCGUGACGAGGGUCUGCACACCGACUUUGCCUGCCUGCUGCACUCCCACCUCAAGAACCGCGCCAGCAAGGAGGUGAUCCGUGACAUCAUCACUGAUGCCGUCCGGAUUGAGCAGGAGUUCUUGACCGAGGCUCUCCCUUGCGCCCUGCUGGGCAUGAACUCCAACUUGAUGAAGCAGUACAUCGAGUUUGUUGCUGACCGCCUGCUUGUUGCUCUCGGCAACGAGAAGAUCUACAAGUCUUCCAACCCCUUUGACUUUAUGGAGAACAUUUCUCUUGGUGGCAAGACCAACUUCUUUGAGAAGCGUGUUGCCGACUACCAGAAGGCCGGUGUCAUGAACAGCACCAAGAAGGUUGUCGAGGAGGCCGGUGCUGAGUCCAAGGACUCAAACGGCGGUGACUUUUCCUUCGACGAUGACUUUUAAGUCAUGCUCUUCAUAUCCCAACUCUUCUUUUUUUUUUUCUCGCAUUUUUUCUCUCAUCUCUUCACUUUUCUUGCUUCACAAUCGGAAGCUUGUAUAUUUGCAAUAAGAGCCGUCCGCGGGUUGGAUUGGCAAAGACGGCGUUGAAGUAUCACAGUGGUUUUGGGAACUCAUUCUAGGGUGUCCCAUUUUAUUGGUUCAGAGGUUCACACAAACACUGCGGGCGUUUAGGUUAUGCAUUUGGGUUUUUGUUUUGAUGAAUGCGAUGUGCUUCUUCCCUCAGGGGAUGAUAAUUGCGGAACGUGUUGGAUCAUGAUACACUGUAUGGAGUACGUAGCUAUGGAAUAAAUGGCCCAGAGAAUAGAUCUGGCUAAAUGAUG